GAGAUUAAACUAGCUGAUGGAGAGGAACAAGAACUGAGGACUUUACUUGAUUACAAAGAAGGAUCAAUAUUUGAACAAGAUAAACUAUUAAAUAUUAUCAAAAGAAGAAAAGAGUAUAUUGAAAGGACACUACAGACACCAGAGUCUAAACUGAAAGUGAAGCUACUGACUAGAGAGAAGUUGAUUAAUGAAAUAUUCAAAUCAAGAAUAUCAGAGACUCAGUAUUUCCGAACCUCUCUCCUAAUGAAAGCAGGAAGAGAGGAGGCAUUAGUGGAGUAUAAGAAAGAGAUUGAGUUACUACAAGAAAAUAUAUCAAGAACUAGCGUACAACUGCUGAUGAGUGAAAAGGGAAAUAUUGAGAAGAAUGAUCAGUGUACACAGUCACCAACAGCAGAAUCUAUUUACAAAGCACGUAUUGACUAUUGUGGAAGAUAUAGUCAUCAUCUUUCAUUCAGUGAGGGAGAGGAGCUGGAGAUAUAUGGCAAGUCUGAUAGAUUUGAGUGGAGGGGAAGAUCUUUGGCGUCUGGUGAUGAGGGACGUAUUCCUAGUAGUUGUGUUUACUCAAUGUUGGAGUCACUUCAAUUGUUUGAAUUUAUACUGUCAGUGGAAGAAGUGUCCCUUCCUAAUCUACAGAAGAUAAGGAAUGAUUUAUCUAGUAAUGACGAGAAAGUAUCUCUUUUCUUGGAGACUAUUAAUGAUGAUCCUAUUAUGAUAUCUGCACUGAGACAAGACAAAGAACAACAUGAUAAAGGAUCCACUGGGAGAGUGAACUGGUACAGGAACAGGGUAUACCUUUCCUCCCCUUCUCCAAUUCAGUGUAAUGAAGUGAUUAGUAAUAUUAAUAGUAAUCAUGAAGAGAUUAAACUUGACUAUUCAUCUACUAAUAGCACAAUAUCUCUACUAUCAUCAACUAAACUGCAUACACUAAACCUGAGGAGACUUGAGAUAUGGGCCACUCCAUUAACUAAUGAUGGUAUCCAGUACUUGUGUAUACUACUAACUAAUAAUAAAACAAUACAAGAAGUAGACAUCAGUUUCUACUCCAUUAGUGAUAGAGGAGUUACUAAUAUCUGUCAAGCACUUGAACACAACUCUACACUUACCUCAUUAGUUCUUACUGAUAAUCCUCUCAUCACUUCUACUAGUGGACAGGCUCUUUCUCACCUCCUCCUCAAUAACUCAUCACUAGAUGAACUGAAUCUAAGGAAGACUUCAUUGUCUACUGAGUCAAUACUACUCAUCCUCCAGUCACUAAUGGAUAAUAAGGAGAUAAGGUCACUCUGGCUAGACUAUCGACACAAAGAGACUUGUAUUAAUACUUAUCCUAACUAUCACCUCAUACAAGACAGAGUAGACUGGGACUAAUCACUCUUCAUGUGAACUUGUGUAUCUUCACCAAAAACAAGCAACCAUCGGAAUACACUUUACAUAAGAGGCUGAUCUGUUAUUUCUAUUUGUUAAUUCCAUUAUUUUUUGAUAUACAUUAUUUUCAUGAUCUUAUUCUGAUCAAUUA
Molecule: messenger RNA, 1513 nt
Organism: Amphimedon queenslandica
Lineage: Eukaryota; Metazoa; Porifera; Demospongiae; Haplosclerida; Niphatidae
Exons: 7
Coding region: 244-1365 (373 amino acids)
Biological process (GO): activation of GTPase activity; nucleocytoplasmic transport
Cellular component (GO): nucleus; cytosol; perinuclear region of cytoplasm
Molecular function (GO): GTPase activator activity; small GTPase binding
Source: RefSeq, a predicted model, not a curated record